Molecule: messenger RNA, 2500 nt
Organism: Pyricularia oryzae 70-15
Lineage: Eukaryota; Fungi; Ascomycota; Sordariomycetes; Magnaporthales; Pyriculariaceae
Product: 2-nitropropane dioxygenase
Exons: 6
Coding region: 188-1387 (399 amino acids)
Molecular function (GO): nitronate monooxygenase activity
Source: RefSeq, a predicted model, not a curated record
AGAAGAUGCAGUCAGCAGCCCACCUCCCUCCGGCUUACAAAUUGUCAACAAUUGACAAAAGUCAUCGCGUUUGUGAUUAUCCUAAGACGAUUUUUAGUAGAAAAGACAGACUAGAACAAACCCAAAACCCUCCAAUUUCUAAGACCUCAAUCAUACCUUCCCAUUUGGUAGCCUGCAGUAUUUUCUUAUGCUCAAGUCAGUUUGCCGGCUGCACCGCGCUAAAUUCCCAUCCCACCAUCACCAUAUUCUCACGACCCGCAAACCAGUUUACACCAGUCUGCAGAAAACAGCACUCAUUGCAACUAUGGCGACCACCACCCUGCUGAAGAAAUGGUUCCCACACACUGAGGCGCCCGUGAUCAUCAGCGCCCCUAUGCUCGGCAUAGCGACGGGCACCCUCGCCGCUCAAGUAACCAAGGCCGGUGGGCUUGGCAUGGUCCCCGGCGGCUACGACGUGACGCCCGGCUCGACCCAGCUGGCCGAGCUCGACGCCGAGCUCAGCACCGUCCGCCAAGUCCUAGGCCUCCAGACCUCCAGCGAUCCGCUCCCCGUCGGCAUCGGCUUCAUCUGCUGCCACGGGAUUGUGGACAAGCACUUUGGCGGCCGCGGCCUCGCGGACCUGGUAGCCAAGCACCGCCCCGCAGCCGUGUGGCUGUUUGCGCCCGAGCCCGACGCCGGCUACGAAAAGCUGGUGCGCGCGGCUCGUGACGCUGCCGCCGCGGCCGGCUACGAGGUCAGGGUGUUUGCGCAGGUCGGCACCGUGGCGGACGCGCGGAGGGCCGUGGCCGCCGGCGUCGACGUCGUGGUUGCGCAGGGCGUCGACGCCGGUGGGCACCAGUUUGCUGUGGGCAGCGGGAUCGUGGGUCUGGUGCCCGAGGUCAGGGAUAUGGUGGAUGACGAGUUUCCAGGCAAGGAGGUGGCUGUGGUUGCGGCGGGGGGCAUUGCGGAUGGUAGGGGGGUUGCUGCUGCUCUGGCUCUUGGGGCUGAAGGCGCAGUCAUGGGGACCAGGUUCCUCGUUGCUGAUGAGGCCAAGACCGCCGAUUGGCAGAGAAAGAUGGUAUUAGAGACGCGAGAUGGUGGUCUCAACACAAACAAAUCUGUAUUUCACGACCAGCUGCGUGGCACCGACAGCCUAUGGCCCCCAUUCUAUGAUGGCCGCGCCAUCGUCACCGACUCUUAUCGGGAUCACCGGGUCGGAGUAUCUCUUGAGGAGAACAAGAAGAGGUUCAAUCAAGCCAAGGAGUCAGGCGACAAUUCCUCUCGCGGCGUUGUCUGGUCCGGAUCCGGAGUAGGGCUGGUCCGGAAAAGCGGGCCGGCGGGCGACAUAGUCAAGCAGACGAGGGACGAGGCAAAGAAGAGGAUCAAGGCGGCACAGUCGUUUGCCUGAGGCGCUAUUGUGCUGAGUAGCCAUAUGUACUUGGCAGGCAUUCUAUUUGCCACUUCUCAGAUGGCUCCAGAAAUGCCAAUUAAAAAAAAUCAACAAAGACACGGCAGGUGAAUAGUCUGGUAGUUGCUGCAGCUGUUCCCACUCGGCAUGUCACUGCCUGUUUGCAACCAGAGCCGCCAGAAGCUGCCUUCAAGUCGGCACACGACAAAGUUCAAGUCUGCAUGGCAAAGAUUAGCAAUCCUAUUAGUGAACCGGGCAGAGCGCCACGAGACUGCCCGCGAAAAGAAGGAAAACGAGACAGAUUGCAACUCACUUCUCCCCAACGCACUACCAGGUUUGGUCAUGAUAGUAUCGCCCUCCAGGCCCCAAGAGUCGGUCGACGCCGUGGUCCCAAACGUCAGCGACUUGUAAGAGGUGCUUUCCGUUCCCACGUUCAGAUACAUGGUCGUGUUGACCGACCUGAUCGUGGUCGGUAUGUCGAAACGCUCGCUCGUGGCCUCUGGUCCCAGGACGGCGAGUGAUGCUUUUUGAGGAGCAGUUAGACUAGCAAAGCAAUAGCAAAUAAGGGCAAAAAAGACAGAGAGAAAAUAAAGUAGCAUGCCAGGGAUCUUACCAUUGGUCGGAUGGGCCUGCAGAUAGAGGUGGUAGAUUGGGUCUCGCUGCAAGUCGUCGUUAGGUUUUGCUGACAAGUAACCAGGCUAUGCAUCAAAGUUGGAGAUCGACAAGACAACUCACAACUCCCCGGAUCUGCUCCGGCUUUGCCAGCGCCGAUCCCAGCAGCGAAGCCGCAAAUAGAGCCAGUGUUGAGAAGAGCAUGGCGUUGAAUUCGAGAUAGGUGCUGUUAGUAUCCAGAGAGCGAGCGUGCGAGUUUCAAGUUUAUGGAACACCGAAAUGGUGCUCCCUGAAUCCGUUCAUAUAGCAAACAAACGGGCAGUUACCAUCCGCCAAUUUAUCAGUACCGAACUUUUCGCACACAUGGCCCAGGAUGAGGUUGGGCCGUAGUUCCUCCCCGGUACAGCAUGACAGAGUGGUCCCGAUUUCAUUUAUCGGCGGCUAAAUGUAAAUCUGCAACGGCUGGUUCCCCAUUCAUACAGCAAAAAUUUACCUUCCGUC